This is a messenger RNA of Camellia sinensis, 963 nucleotides long. Lineage: Eukaryota; Viridiplantae; Streptophyta; Magnoliopsida; Ericales; Theaceae. The record is from RefSeq and is a predicted model, not a curated record.
AUGGCUGAAGGAAUUGGUUUCUCCUUUUUGGGGAAAGCUCUGGGGGGAAUUGGAGCGUACUUGGUUGAUCCGAUCAGCCGACAGUUUGGUUAUCUGUUUUGCUUCAACGCCAACAUUCAAAGUCUUGAGACUCAAUUGGACAGCCUAAAAGUGACAAGAGAAGGGGUUGAACUAGGGGUGGAUGAAACACGCAACAAUGUCAGAACCGUUGGACCUCAUCUUGAGGCAUGGCUGACUAACGCAAAUGACAACACAGCAGAGGCAGAGACAAUUAUUAAAGACAAGGCCCAAGUUCAAAAGGGGUGUUUCAAUGGGUGGUGUCCAAAUCUCAAGUUGCGUUACUCACUGGGCAGGAAAGCCGUGAAGAAGACUCGGGAACUUGCUCUUCUCCAUGCUGAGGGUAGCAACUACAUUCAGUCGUCCUACAAUCCACCACCACCAAGCACAGAACCUAUAUGUACAACAACAGAAUUCCAGGGGUUUAAUUCUCAAAAUCUGGUCAUGAACGAGAUCAUUGAGGCUUUGAAAGAUGAUGGGAUCCACUUGAUUGGGAUAUGCGGGAUGGCUGGAGUGGGCAAGACAACAAUGGCAAAAGAAGUUGCAAAAAGAACCAAAAAUCUCUUCAAUGAAUUUCCAAUGGCAGUUGUCAGCCAAGAGCCAGACCUAACUAAGGUUCAAGGGUGUAUUGCAGACAUGUUGGGUGUCAAACUUGAUGACAGGUUGAGCCCGAUAGCAAGAGCAAGUCUCCUACGCAAGAGACUUCUGCUAGACAACAAGAAAAUUCUAGUUAUAUUGGAUGACAUUUGGAAAGAAUUUGAUCUAGAGGACUUGGGAUUUCCUUUGGAAGGAGGCAGCAACAAGAGUUGUUUACCACUUGCCCUCAUAACUAUCGGAAGGGCUCUUACAAACGAACAGUGGAUUGCGCAAAUGUUUUGGCACAGGACUACAAAUAUGUUGAGUUGA